UCUCUCUCUCUUUUUCUAUCUUGCUCUCUCUCUGCAAAUAACCCCGGCGAGCAGAAACGUUGUCGUUUCAUUCGUCAAGUGACUAAUAAUAAUGGGAAAAGCUUCACGGUGGUUUAAGAAUUUAUUCGGACUUAAGAAACCUGACCCGGGUUAUUAUCCGGAUCCAUCUUUUGAAACACCUUCUCGGUCAACUUCCUCCAAUCCUAAACGCCGAUGGGGCUUCGUCAAAUCAAAACGCGAAAAAGAUACCGCACCGAUGAAUCACAUUUCUCCGCCUCCUCAUCCUCCGCUACCGAACUCGACGCCUCCACCGCCGUCCCACCACCAAUCGUCUCCGAGACGACGGAGGAAACAUAAGCCGACGUGGGAGGACGAGGGAGUUGAAGAUUCUGAUAAGCACGCGAUUGCGGUGGCCGCCGCGACUGCUGCUGUUGCUGAGGCUGCUGUCGCCGCCGCUAAUGCCGCUGCUGCGGUCGUCAGGCUCACGAGCACGAGCGGGAGGUCGACGAGAAGUCCUGUUAAGUCGCGUUUUAGCGACGGAUACGACGACGCGGCGGCGCAUGUUAGCAAGUUUAACGGUUACGGCCGCGACGGUCGUGAAGAUCUUGCUGUGAUUAAGAUACAAGCAACGUUUCGUGGAUAUUUGGCAAGGAGAGCGUUAAGGGCACUCAAGGGUUUGGUUAGGCUUCAAGCAAUAGUUAGAGGCCAUAUCGAACGGAAGAGAAUGUCAGUCCAUCUGCGUAGGAUGCACGCUUUGGUUCGGGCUCAGUCUCGUAUCCGUGCCAGUCGGGUUAUUGUUACUCCUGAAUCUUCUUCUUCUCAAUCCAACAAUACCAAAUCUUCUCACUUCCUAAACCCCGGUCCACCAACGCCUGAAAAACUCGAGCAUUCAAUCUCUUCCCGCAGCUCCAAGCUUUCUCAUUCUCAUCUUUUUAAGAGGAUUGGUUCUAAGGCUAGCGACAACAACAGACUUUAUGCUACUCACAGUGAAACAUUCUCAGCCAUGGAUGAAGAAGAAAAGAUCCUUCAAAUCGACAGGAAACACAUCAGCUCUUACACAAGACGCAGCAGACCAGACAUGUUCUACUCAUCGCACCUUGUCCUAGACAACGCAGGUCGGUCUGAACCAGUUUUUGUCACGCCUUUUAGCCCGUCCUCGUCACAUGAAGAGAUCACAAGCCAGUUUUGCACUGCAGAGAACAGUCCUCAGAUAUACUCAGCGACUUCUAGAAGCAAACGCAGUACUUUCACUGCAAGUUCUAUAGCACCGAGCGAUUGCACAAAAAGCUGCUGUUACGGGGACCAUCCAAGCUACAUGGCUUGUACAGAGUCCUCUAGGGCUAAGGCCAGGUCCGUAAGUGCUCCGAAGUCUCGACCACCGUUAUAUUACGAGCGGUCUUCGUCGAAACGGUUUGGAUUUGUUGAUGUGCCAUACUGUGGUGAUACGAAGUCAGGUCCAUACUGUGGUGAUAUGAAGUCAGGUCCCCAGAAAGGUUCUGCUCUGCACACUAGUUUUAUGAACAAGGCUUAUCCCGGUUCAGGUCGGUUGGACCGUCUUGGGAUGCCAAUUGGAUAUAGGUACUGAGAAACGUUGUUGGACUUGUUAACCUUGUUUUGUUGUAGAUCAGUGGAUUGAGCUUUACUGCUAAUUUUCUUGGUCUGUAAGUUUGGAGUUACGAAGUGGAUUUUAAUCUAAAUUGCAAAUAGAACUUUCUUAAUCAAAAUGUUGGCAUCUUUAUAAAGCACUA
This is a messenger RNA of Camelina sativa (false flax), 1748 nucleotides long. Its product is annotated as protein IQ-DOMAIN 22-like. Gene Ontology annotation, molecular function: protein binding. Lineage: Eukaryota; Viridiplantae; Streptophyta; Magnoliopsida; Brassicales; Brassicaceae. The record is from RefSeq and is a predicted model, not a curated record.